Molecule: messenger RNA, 2277 nt
Organism: Cyphellophora europaea CBS 101466
Lineage: Eukaryota; Fungi; Ascomycota; Eurotiomycetes; Chaetothyriales; Cyphellophoraceae
Exons: 2
Coding region: 1-2277 (758 amino acids)
Biological process (GO): cell division
Cellular component (GO): anaphase-promoting complex
Molecular function (GO): protein binding
Source: RefSeq, a predicted model, not a curated record
AUGGUAGACGCACGUGCUAGCUUCGGCGUUGGAGUACCAACGGAUCCAGAACUCAUUGCUGAACUCAGAGACCGACUUACUGAGGCAAGCAUCAAGUGCUCGGAGCGAUGCCUUUACCAGUCAGCCAAAUGGGCAGCGGAGUUGCUGAACUCUCUACCAGAGGAAGCAGACCUUGACGAUGACUCUCAAAUGCUGAACGCCGAUGCCCCGCAAUCAUCCUACCGCAUAUUCUCGACGAGCUACGAUGACCCUAUUGAAGCAGCUUUAGAAGCCAGAGAGGCGCCUCGAUACCUCCUGGCGAAGACCUUCUUUGACACCAAGGAAUUUGAUAGAUGUGCCGCCGUUUUCAUCCCUCCUGCCAUUCCCGCCGGCGGGCUGGCCAUUUUUGAAAAGCCCAAAGGGAGAAACUCUACAUCCACACCUAAGUCAAAGACCAAAGCGAAGCAGAGUGAAGUUCCGACAAACCCAUUCCCCAAGCUUUCACAGAAGUCGCUCUUCCUUGGUCUCUAUGCCAAAUAUCUUGCUGGCGAGAAGCGGAAGGAAGAAGAGACCGAAAUGGUUCUGGGCCCCGCCGAUGGUGGGCAGACAGUCAAUAAAGAGUUACCAGCUCUAGCUCGCGGCCUCGAAGGAUAUUUUCGCGCCCGUGAUGCGAUAGAUCCGGAGCUCAAACGGUCGCAAGGUUGGCUCGAGUUCCUGUACGGAUUUAUUCUCGCCCGACUGAAGCAGGAGUCCGUGGCGCAACAGUGGCUGAUCCGGUCUGUGAGGCUCAACCCCUACCACUGGGGAGCCUGGGAAGAGCUGGCUUCCUUGCUAUCCUCGGUGGAUGAUCUUAAUGCCCAUCUCGCUUCCUCAAUUCUGCCACAGAAUAUCAUGAUUAUCUUUUAUCAGACUCAUGCCAACGUUGACCUCUUCUCCACGACGGACGCCUCUGCCACAAUCAACUCUCUCAACACAUUGCUUUCGAUUUUUCCGGACUCGACUUUCCUUCUGACACAGUUAGCCCUCUGUCACUAUCAUGGCAAAGACUUCGAAACGUCGGCAUCCGUCUUCCAGGAAAUUCUUACCUCUCACCCUCAUCGCCUGGAUGCGCUGGACCACUACUCCAAUAUCCUAUAUGUCAUGGAAGAUCGACCGAAGUUAGCUUUCCUUGCCCACUUGGCAACAUCUGUCGACAAGUUUAGACCAGAAACUUGCUGUGUUGUUGGCAACUACUACUCAUUGUGCUCACAGCAUGAGAAAGCCGUCAUGUACUUUCGUCGUGCCUUGACUCUGGAUCGCUCCUUUCUUUCCGCGUGGACGUUGAUGGGUCACGAAUACAUCGAAUUGAAAAACACUCACGCCGCUAUCGAGUCGUACCGCCGAGCAGUGGAUGUCAACCGCAAAGACUAUCGUGCAUGGUACGGUCUUGGCCAAGCCUACGAGGUUCUGGACAUGGGCUUUUACGCCCUCUUCUAUUAUCAGCGAGCUGCAGGUCUACGGCCAUAUGAUCCGAAGAUGUGGCAAGCUGUGGGCUCGUGCUACUCAAAGAUGGAGCGCUACGACCAAGCCAUCAAAGCGCUGAAGCGCGCACUAGUCGCUGGCACGUACUUCGAAACCUCUGACGCCACACCCCAGCAGUCUUUCGGUGCUUCUAUCAAUUCCACCGCCUCCACAAAGCAAAAACAGCGUCCAACGGGUCGCAAAUUGCUCGACCCGGAAACCUUAUACUCUAUUGCCCAGAUGUAUGAGCGUCUGCAAAACGAACAUGAAGCAGCCAGAUAUAUGGAGCUGUGCAUGGCGCAAGAGACAGGAGCUAGCAGCAGAGGCGUCAGUGAGGCAGAAAAGGCAAUGCGCAAGCGCGCGAAGAAAGAAGCUCGGCGAGCAGAGCUUGCGGCGGAGCGCAAGCGGCUCAUGCGAACACCCGGCCAGGAAGAGGAGAGCAUGCAGACCGAGGAUGACGAUGGUGGAGAUGGAGACACAGAGAUCUUGUCUUCUCCGUCAUCACCAAGCACUGAUGACGAGCAAGAUGACGCAGAUCGAGAGGACGGAUUUGGCACGGGCACGACCGAAACGACAAGCAAAGCACGAUUAUGGUUGGCGAGGCAUGCGUACAAGCUGGCUGAUCUGGAAAAGGCAGAAAGGCUGGCCGAGGAGCUUUGCAUGGACGGCUUUGAAGUGGAAGAAGCCAAGAGCUUGGUGAGGGAGGUGAGAGGCAGGAAAGAUUUCACCAGGCCACACCUAGCGCAGGGUCAAGGCCCAGGUAGCGGUGCUAGUGACUUCGGUACGCCUAUAGCGUGA